GUUAAGACCCAGCAGAGAUACGAGAUGUGAACAUCUGUCGCUCGCUCUCCUCAGUAUGAGUCGCGCCCGAGCUCCGGGUCCGGAGACACUGAGGCGGCGGCGGCCGGGCUGGAACGAGCGGGCACGCAGCGCUUAGUGGAUCCGGGAAGCUGGAGGAUGCGGAGACGCGCCGAGCCGCAGCCAUAGAGACACCAUGAAGACACCCAUGCGCCAUGGGGUAACCGUGCUUCUCGUGCUUCUCCUGUGCGCCAGCUUGUUCCUCGUGUACAACGGAGGCUUCAACAUCGCUACCAGGGACACUAACGACACUCGCACCCGACAGCAUGAGCAGCUGCGGCGGCCCACCGAAGCCCCCGCCGGGGUGGCCGUCAAGCCUCACCCCCCGGUCCUCCAGGGAUACAGUGGUAUCAUCGACCAUAAGCCUCUGCGGAUGCACUGCCAGACCUGCGCCCUGGUGACCAGCUCCGGUCACCUCAUCGGAGGCGGGAGGGGUGAAGAGAUCGAUCGGGCCGAGUGCGUCAUCCGCAUGAAUGACGCGCCCACCGCCCGGGGUUACGCCUGCGACGUCGGCCGCCGCACCUCCCUGCGUGUCAUCGCUCACUCCAGCAUGCAGAGGGUCCUGCGGAGUCGCCACGAGCUGCUCAACGCCAGCCAGGACACGGUGUUCGUCUUCUGGGGCCCCAGCAGCUACAUGAGGCGCGACGGGAAGGGCCUGGUGUACAACAACCUGCGGCUGAUGAACCAGGUGCUGCCCAAACUCAAGGUCUACAUCAUCUCCUGGCAGAAGAUGCUGCAGUUUGACGAGCUCUUCAAGAGGGAGACGGGCAAAGACAGGAGGAUAUCAAACUCGUGGCUGAGCACCGGCUGGUUCACGAUGACCAUCGCCCUGGAGCUGUGCGAUAGGAUCAACGUCUACGGCAUGGUCGCCCCUGACUUCUGCAGGGAGCCUCAGCACCACUCCGUCCCCUACCACUACUACGAGCCCCGGGGUCCGGACGAGUGCGCCAUGUACAUUUCCCACGAGCGCGGGCGGCGGGGCAGCCACCACCGCUUCAUCACGGAGAAGCGGGUCUUUGCCAACUGGGCUCGGACGUUUGACAUCCACUUCUACCAGCCGGACUGGAGCCCCGCGCCCCUCCCGGCCAACCGGACGCUGCAGGGAGCGGCCACCGGGGCGCCACUGCUGCCCCAGAAGACGUGACCGGUGCUGCGGUGAAGAAGCACACGGGAGAAACCCGCAUCAGGACCGAGGAAGGGGGCGGACCCUUCACAGAGAGGAUAACACACGACGUAGGCAAGAAAAAGUAGUUUCCACGGAUGAAGACCGAGGCCCAGCUCCAGCACUGAGCUUUGUUUACUGAGGUGAACCAAUUCAAAGUUGUACAUCCCUGUUUGGAAAACCUUGUGAAGUGAGGUUACACAAGAAGGGGAACAUCAUCACACACUCUCAAUGCAUGCAGUGUCUUACUGUGGAUCCUCCCUGUCUUUGUGCAUAUACAUGUGUGUGUGACUGUGUGUGUGUGUGUGUGUGUGUUUACCACAGAGGUACAAUAGAGGAUACAAGUUGGGCUUAAGCUCACCACAAAGCCUUUAUUGGAUAACGGCUCUGUGCAGGAUUCACUGCUUACAGCUCACUGAAAGAGAAAUACCAUUACAAUGCCCUUAAUCUAACAGUGCAGCGCUGGAGAACCUGGGGGCUGAAUGGUAAUAAGAGCCUGGUUUUGGAUUUGGCUGUUUGAGGGACUGAAUUAUUACUGUUCAGAUGCCAUAUUCUCCUGCAGCUUUUCAAAGAUGGAAGAGGUCAAGUGGACGAGAGUCUUCAGACUCCUGCUUCAUGCAACAAGGCCCAGGCCCCUUAGAAGGAGGCUUAGAAAUCACCUCCCUGACUUUCAUUUAUUCUGCCGUCUGCAUCGUGAGCUCACUGAAGUGUCACUCAAGUCAAACUUUGCAAAGGUGCAUUUUCUGGCUGAAAAACUGGAGCGUGUUAAGAGGUUUUAUCCUGUGUGUGUCUGUGUGUGUCUGUGUGUGUCUGUGCGCGCACCUCCUCUGGCCCCAUACAUAUGUAUCAUAAGGCUUUGUCAGCUCCCUGUCACCAGUUAAUAAUGUGAUUUUAUAUUACUACAAGCUGCAUUUCCAUGUAAAUGCACGGCCAUGCCACACAAGACAAGUGGGAGAUUAAGAUGGAGAGCGGAGAUGCGGCAGCGGCAUCCAUCUUGCCACGCUCAUCUGCCGCCGCUUCUCCGAAUCGCCUCCAGAACGACACCGUUUGGAGGAACACUUGAUUUUUAGUUUUAUUGUAGAACUCAUGAGUAUGUGAUCUGUCACUCUCCUCUUUCGAUUGUGUUUUAUGUGCCGUCUCCUCUCAUUUGGCGGAGUCUGUGCUACGUGUGCACCGCCUCUCUCUCGCUCGCUCUGAGCUCCUCGAGUUCUCCUCCUCCUCUGCUCGUCCUCCAUGAAUAAGAAUCAGGUGUCAGUCAGACACAGACACUUGUUCUUAAUGAUACAUCCUGGUGCAGAGUCCCUAUUGAUUCUUUAUCUCUGUAAUGUGAGUAAUGAGGGGACAGGUGCUGUGGGUCACCAGCUGUCGCUGGAGAUCAGCUCACAAUUGCUUUUCCAUACAUCAGCAGCUGCAGGAGCGGUGCUGCCGGACGCCGCUUUGCAAACAUGCUUUUGUUUCCCAGAGGAGUCGAAUCAUCUGUGAACGGCUGUGUGAAUUUGUGUAUUAGUGAUAAAAACGCCCAGAGACCAAAGUUAUAUUCUGAAAUUACCCCAAAAUACUAUUAUUUAGUGAAACCAAACCAGAGAAGCAGCAAAUCCUCACACGUCACAAAGUGAAGCCAGAGAAAUGUUUGACAUUUCAACUUUUCACUUUCUUGCCGAGAGUUCGCUUGUCUUUCACGUCUGUACAGUAAAUAUGUAGAAAGAGCUCAUGAUAGAUGAGCUUAGUACCGGUGAUAGAAGAAGUACUCAAACGUUUCUCAAGUUUAAGUAACACUUUAACUUUUAUACUUCAGUAAAAGUAAGUACUUGUCUUUUAAAAAUACUAGAAGUAUCAAAAGUAAAAGUAGUUGCAGAGUGUAGCCCGUUAACUGAUAGAACUGACUGACUUGUUGUCCUGGAAGGAGGCGGAGUCUAAUUACCUGCCAGCUCUGAUUGGAUAAAAAGACAAAUUUCCCUCUUGUAAUAAAUUAAAAAAUGUAGUGAAUUAGAAAGUACACAAAUUUGCUGAUAUAUGUAGUGGAGUAAAAGGGAAAAGUAUACAAAUAUAGACAAGUACAGAUACAUGAAAAAUGUACUGAAGUACACUGAUAAAGUAAAUAUACUUAAUUACAUCCUACAUGUAAUGACAUUUUGUGUUUUUCUAGUACACGACUUCCCUGUGGAAGUUUGUUCGUUGGUGAGACUUUAAGGUGCAGCUCUAGUUGUCAUGCUAAGCUAAGCUAAGCUAACUGGACACUAACUCGUAUUUACUGUACAGACUCAGCAGUGAUGUCAACCUCAAGAUUUAACGCGAGAAAAUACAUUUUCCCAAAAAUAUAACACAAUUCCUUUUUUACAACUAAUCACAUUCAGCUGCCAGUCGAUUGUGUUCACUUAUGUCAUGUCAGCACUUAUGUGCUCGUCUCUUUUUUGUUGUUGUUGCACAUAAUGGAAAAUGUCAAUCCCCUCAAUAAAAUACUUUUUAUCUGUC
Messenger RNA from Hippoglossus stenolepis (Pacific halibut), 3691 nucleotides. It is a transcript of the gene st6galnac5a, whose product is annotated as ST6 (alpha-N-acetyl-neuraminyl-2,3-beta-galactosyl-1,3)-N-acetylgalactosaminide alpha-2,6-sialyltransferase 5a. Gene Ontology annotation, molecular function: alpha-N-acetylgalactosaminide alpha-2,6-sialyltransferase activity. The record is from RefSeq and is a predicted model, not a curated record. The coding region runs from base 194 to 1201 and encodes 335 amino acids. Gene Ontology annotation, biological process: ganglioside biosynthetic process; oligosaccharide metabolic process. Lineage: Eukaryota; Metazoa; Chordata; Actinopteri; Pleuronectiformes; Pleuronectidae. The transcript has 5 exons.